AUAUGUCAAUGUGUCACUGUCAGUGUCAUAAAUGAAAUGAACAUUUUUCAAAUUUUUCAACUUCAAUUGUUUAUUUUCACAUUUAUUGAUAUGAUAAAUAAUUAAAUAAAUAUCUUUUCAAAAACGAUUAGAUGGUUAAAGUAGAAAGUAAAACUGUCAAAAGUGCAAUAAACGGGUAUGUUUACAGCUGAAUUUUGAAUUUAUGUGAUAAGACAUCAAAACUGCUCUCAGCAUGGAUAAUUUAUCAUACAAGAAGUAUCACGUUACGUUUAUGGAGAACAAUGAUGGAACAACUGUCCUGCAUACAUUCUUUCGUGUACUUUUAACUGUUCAGACGGCAUUACUGUGUUCUAUUCGGCCGAUGUUCGGAGAACAGGAACAAUAUGCUUACGAAUAUGUUUCUAUAAUACUAUCUAUGAUAAUAGCCCAUACUGUAUUCGUUGACCAGUUGUACGUGUUAAAUUUUGUAACAUUCUGCUUUAUUGUGUACGAAUUUUGUAGCACUAAUAGUGUAGAAGACAUUUGCAAAGCAUUGGCAAAGCUUAACAAUAUUAGCAGCGCGAAAAUAAAAACUAUAACAUUCCUGCGUGGCCUGACAUACUUGAUUACUGUGUUUUGCAUUCUCGCUGUGGAUUUUAAAGAAUUUCCAAGAUAUUUAGCAAAAACUGAAAGAUAUGGUUACAGUUUAAUGGAUACUGGAGUUGGAUUGUUUGUUAUCAUGAGUGGUUUGGUACAUAAAGAUGUGAGUGGGGGCAACUGUUACUCCAUCAUAUUGAGUAAUGCCAAAUUCUUAAUUGUACUUAUUUCUUUAGGUCUGGUUAGAUUUAUCACUAUAAAACAACUAGAUUAUCAUGAGCAUGUUACAGAAUAUGGUGUUCACUGGAACUUUUUUUUCACACUAGCUGUUUGUAAACUUGUUUCAUCUUUUAUUCUAUAUUAUUCUAAAAAACCACUGUUGUUGAGUUCAUUGACAUUGAUUUUACAUGAAGGUCUAUUGUUCUUUGGGCUACAAGAUUGGGUGUUUGGUGAAAAUGAUAGGGAAUCCCUGAUUGAUGCUAACAGAGAAGGUAUUGCGUCAAGUUUGGGUUAUGUCUCGAUGUACCUUUAUGCUGUUUACAUUCGCUCUAUUUUCUGUAACAGCUUAGUAUCUACAUAUGAGGUUUUAAUGAAGUUUGCAUUAAAUGUAGGUAUUCUUUGGAGUCUAUCAUUCUUUAUUAAUAUAUUAAGACCGACUUCAAGAACAUUGGCCAAUGCCGGCUUCUGUUUAUAUGUUGAGGCAAUUAUUAUAACAAUAACAAUGGUUGUGUAUUUCUUUGAAGUUAUAUAUCAAGAUAAGGAGAGAGGUCUCAGUUUCAAUGUGCCUUACACACUAUUAGCUAUUAACCAAAAUGGUUUGUUAUAUUUUCUUGUAGGUAAUUUGUUAACGGGCUUGAUAAAUAUAAACAUUAGAACUUUGUUAGUAAACAGUUUCACCACAUUUAUAUUAUUGAAUAUGUAUAUGCUACUAACUUUAGCAUUUAUUGCUUAUUUAAAGACUAAAGGUGUUAAGAUUUAAAAACAACAAAAGUAUUUUGUUUUUUAUUUCAUAAGUUGUCACAAUUAUAAUUUUGUUACCAUAGAUUGUCUUUUUUUUCCUCAACAUAAGUCAUAAGUAAAAAUUCCACAUAUACCUUUAGAACGGAACAAUAAUAAAGAGGUAAAGUUGGGAAAAAAAUAAGGAAUUUUAUAAGCAUUGUUUUUGGAAAUGAAAAAUAUUUUAGUUCCUAAUUUUUACAAUUGGUGGUAAUUAUAGUGGAUUCUAAUUAGACGACUAGAAAAAGGGAUCGUCAUGAGUAAUUCAAGACCUAAAGACCAGCUCAUAUUUCACAUGUGAGGAGGUCCAAGAGCCAACCUCAGCUUUCAAUUUAUACCUGCAGAGUUACAAUUUGCGUUUCAAAAAGCAAACUGCGAAUCGUCAGACAGUUCAAGUUUU
Molecule: messenger RNA, 1972 nt
Organism: Papilio xuthus (Asian swallowtail)
Lineage: Eukaryota; Metazoa; Arthropoda; Insecta; Lepidoptera; Papilionidae
Exons: 1
Coding region: 233-1555 (440 amino acids)
Biological process (GO): GPI anchor biosynthetic process; protein localization to plasma membrane
Cellular component (GO): endoplasmic reticulum; membrane
Molecular function (GO): glucosaminyl-phosphatidylinositol O-acyltransferase activity
Source: RefSeq, a predicted model, not a curated record